Molecule: messenger RNA, 1644 nt
Organism: Durusdinium trenchii
Lineage: Eukaryota; Dinophyceae; Suessiales; Symbiodiniaceae
Source: the annotation of a GenBank genome assembly
ACUCAUUCCACCUUCUGAAGACCCUGUCAACUUUUCCCUGAACUUCUUGGCAAUGGUUGAGCUGGCAGGUGCUCGCGCAAGCCUGCUCGCGAGCCAAGUGCUGGGAAAACCAGUGAAGAUUAGAAGCUCUCCAGCAGCUCGCCCAGAAGCCCCAAGGCAUUUGGGCUCCUUGCGAACAGUGGCCGUCGCGAUGGUGGGAACUGGCUUGGCCUUUUGCCGCAGCCGACCUUUGGGAGUUGCUGCUAGCGCCGGGGUCGUUGCUGUGAGGGCUGGUGCUCGAGAGGUGCGAUCUGGCGACGAGAUCUACGUCAAGUACGAGGGCCAGCUUGCAGAGGACGGCACAGUCUUUGACAGUUCUGAAGGCAAGGAGCCUUUGUGCUUCACAGUUGGGAGCGGGCAGGUGGUGCCGGGCUUUGACAAGGCGGUGAGGGGAUUGAAGGUUGGGGAAAAGAAAACCGUGACCAUCGCACCAGAGGAUGCCUAUGGCCAACGCUCGGAUGCAAUGAUCAUGAACAUUCCAGCGGAGCAAGUGCCCAAAGGGCUGGAGGAAGGUAUGCAGGUCCUUUUGGGUGGACCUUCCCAAAAAAUCCCUGCGCAGGGGGUACUCGACGAUGGUUCUGCUAUGCUGGACAUGAAUCAUCCUUUGGCUGGCAAGGACUUGAAGUUCAGCAUCGAGUUGGUGGGGUUUCGAGAGGUCGUCAAGGGGAUGGAUGUCGUUGGGUGGAAUGGCAAGGUGGUCAAGGUCCCUUUUGCCAUUGCCAACAGCCCUGUGAGUGAGGUGCUCAAGGAGCCCAAGUGGCCCGAGAAGUGGCCAUACACUGCGGCAGACUUUCGGCGCCAGGAUGAGUCUGACGAUCAGGGGUUCUACAAUGCGCCCCGCUUUGUCACUCAUAUCGACAAUGAUGCCAUUGAGUCCAUUCGCAACCUUUACGCCUUGCAGUUCGCGGAGGCACCUCAAGGAGAGUACAGCGUGCUUGACAUUUGUAGCUCAUGGAUUAGUCACUAUCCGGAAGAUCUUAAGGCGAAACGAGUUGCUAUCACCGGAAUGGUGGAGGAGGAGCUCGGCGCAAAUAAACAGGCGACAGAGUACAAAGUCGCCGACCUGAACAAGAAUCCCAAGUUGCCCUACGAUGACAACCAGUUCGAUUUCGUCACUAAUGUGGUUAGCGUAGAUUAUUUGGUGAGGCCAACGGAGGUCUUCCAAGAGAUGCAUCGGGUUUUGAAGCCUGGAGGUGUCGCGAUCAUGUCCUUCAGCAAUCGUUGCUUUUUCACAAAGGCUAUAGCGAUGUGGGUGGCUGACAUGAGCGAUGGACCUGGUCAUUGCCAGAUUGUCGGAAACUACUUCCACUUCAACCCCGCUGGUGGUUGGAAGGACAUCACAUCCCUUGACAUUAGCAAGACCCCGCAAUCUAAUCCAAUGUGGGUUGUGACUGCUGUGAAAGCUUGAUCCACCAGAGAGCCUCGCUUUCACCGGACAUCCAGUCAAGAGUUACUGGCUCGACAUGCUCCAUUUUUGAUGGGGGAGAUUCCCCUUACGCUGCACAGACAGCCGUCAUCUAUUGAUUGGGGUCUCUAGCAUUAGGCAAGUUGUAGGUUCAUUUUCGCCCAGCACAAGGGCUGCUGCGACAAACAACAUGUUCCUCC